Molecule: messenger RNA, 2593 nt
Organism: Salvelinus sp. IW2-2015
Lineage: Eukaryota; Metazoa; Chordata; Actinopteri; Salmoniformes; Salmonidae
Source: RefSeq, a predicted model, not a curated record
AGAGAGAGAGAGUGAGUGAGUGUGAGUGCCACAGUAAGGUUGUCACUGGUUUCACCGGUCAUAAACUGAACAGCACACAGGAUUACCACACAGCACAAUGUGAAAAACAUUUGGGAUAGAGACAGAUCUUUUAUCUCUAAAACUGAAAAACAGCUCUCCUCUCCUUAAUUCUUCAAAAUAUUGGAGAAGUGGAAGCAAUAUGGCAGAGACCCACCCGGGGGAUUUGCUUUCACCGGUGGUUAUUCGAGAUCAGUCCACUAAAGCAUCUUCUGCUCCAACUAUGACAGUGUGGGGGUCCAGAGUGAAGCGCUGCAUGGGGCCUAACGUCUACACGGCUCCCCCAGAUGGUGGCUGGGGCUGGGUGGUGGCGGUCUCCUUCUUCCUGGUGGAAAUGUUCACCUACGGAGUCAUCAAGAGCCUGGGCAUCUUCCUCCAGGACCUGAUGGGGGAGUUUGGGGAGAGCAACAGCCGAGUCUCUUGGAUCAUCUCCAUCUGCGUCUUCACUAUGAGCUUCACUGCUCCUCUUGCUUCUAUAAUGACCAACCGAUUUGGGUUCCGGCCAGUUGUUAUGAUUGGUGGACUCCUCAUCUCCAUAGGAACCAUCGCCAGUGGCUUCACCAACUCCAUCAACGAGAUGUACAUCACCAUCGGACUCGUUGCAGGUCUUGGGUACUGUCUGACCUUCCUUCCCACCGUCACCCUACUGUCUCAGUACUUCUCCCAGCGACGCUCCCUGGUCACAGCUGUCGCCUCCACGGGAGAGUCCUUCUCUGUGUUCGCCCUCGCCCCAGCAUUCUCUGCUCUGAGGGACUGUAUCGGCUGGCGUUACACUCUGGUGGUGAUCGGAGCUCUGCAGGGCAUCAUCAUCAUCUGUGGAGUUUUGCUAAGACCCAUCUUCAUCAGACCUGGACCAGCCACGGAGACAGAGACAGGUGGACUGGCUGACCAAGAGCUGAAGGCUCUGAACACACAGGAGGAGUACAGCACUAAGGAGAGAUUGUACACUAAGGACAGUUCAUAUGCUAAGGAUAGCUCUUACACACCGCAGAGUUCCUACUCUCAGGAGYACAAGCUGACUCAUUGUUACUCCCUGAGCUCUGGAGAGUCUGAGGACUCUGGGGUCCAGUCCCUCCAUCACCAGGUCCUGGAUGAUGGUAGCAAGGCAGGGGAGGAGAUUCCUCUGAAGGGGAAAGGGGAGAAGGGAGAAAAGGGGGGGAAAGAGAGAAGAGAGAAGGAAGCGUCUUCACAGCUGUGCUUAGGAAGCAAGGAGAUGGAGAAGGACGAGGAGCAGACACAGACAGUAUCCGCCCAAAAGCCCAAACUCCUUGACUUCUCCGUGCUGAGAGAAGGCAGCUUCAUAUGCUAUGCUCUCUUCGGCCUCUUCGCCACAUUGGGUUUCUUUGCCCCUCAGCUCUAUAUCAUCGAGCUGAGCGUGAGCCGUGGCGUGGAGCGCGACCGUGCAACCUACAUGCUUUCCGCCAUGGCGGUUGCAGAGAUCUUUGGUCGCCUCUCCAUUGGUUGGGUGCUAGGCAGGAAGCUGUUUAGAGGCAGGAAGCCCUUGGUGCUGCUAGGAUGUGUAGUCCUGCUGUGCCUGGUGCUGGUGGCCUUUACCCUGGUGUGGGAGUUCUGGGGCCUGGCGAUGUGUUGUGGGUUCUAUGGGUUUUUUAUGGGCACUGUGUCAUCAACGCAUAUACCCAUGCUGGCAGAGAAAGAUGUGGUGGGCAUAGAGAGGAUGGCGUCGGCCGCGGGAGUCUAUGUGUUUAUACAGAGCUURGCUGGGCUGGCCGGACCACCACUAGGAGGUGUUCUGGUGGACCUGACUCAGAACUACGGCUCAGCUUUCUACUCCUGUGCGGUGGGUAUGGGUUUGGGAGCUGUGUUCCUGGGACUGGUACGACCAGCCAAGAGAGGCUUGCCCUGCUUCAGCAAGAGGGGGCCUCAAAAUUGCCCAGAACCCCUGCAGGUGGGMCCAGGGAACCCWGUACCUCAGCGAGAGGGGAAGGAGYCCCAGGACAGAGACAGUCUUCAGGACUUCCUAGAAGUUGACCUUGAUUUGGACCAGAAACAGGAAAUCAUUACUGAAAAAGGCCAACUGAUGACAAUCUCUACUUGAAAAGACAUCACACAGCUCAGAAGGAAACCCCAUAAGAGUCUGAACUGAAGUCUUGGCUAAGCUAGUGCUGAUUGAGACAAAUCAGACAAAUAUGUGAAUAAAGACUGCCAUGGACAGAUAAGGAAUCUCUAUCCUGUGAUUUCAGAUCUGGUUUCGGGAGUCUGGAGAMGUUUCAUAUSUCCAGUCACUCACACUGAACAAAGGAAAGGGCAUACUGAACAACCUGGAUGUAAGGGGUGAAAUUAACACUACAACAAUGUUAUUAUGGCUUCCAUGAACAUCAAAACACUGUGUUUUAGCUCAUGGAACUGUUAGAGAGGAUAUACAAACAAUAUGUAGAGGCCAGUUAUUAGAUUUAUGAAGUCAGCUGGGAAACCUUAUUACGCUCACACUUGAUUUCAAAGGUCAAUUGUAAGGCAACUAGCUGCAAUAAGAUUGUGAGUUUGCUCCCAAAAAUAACAUUAAAGUUGAUUCAACUUA